Messenger RNA from Dovyalis caffra, 1188 nucleotides. The record is from the annotation of a GenBank genome assembly. Lineage: Eukaryota; Viridiplantae; Streptophyta; Magnoliopsida; Malpighiales; Salicaceae.
AUGUUUAGAUUUCUCAGCAAAAGCUUAGUGUUAGACAGUUGUAAUAGAGGUAAUUUAUCAGUUCAUAAAGAAUUAUCCUAUUUUCUUGAAAACCCUUCCAUAUUAUCAUGUCUCAGAUACUUUUCAUCAUUGAAUACCGAUGAUACAAAAGAACAUUCCUUUACAGUCUCGUACCUUAUGAACAAAUGUGGGUUCUCUCUAAAAUCUGCUUUAGAAGUUUCUAAACAAGUUCAUUUUGAAUUCCCAGAUAAGCCUGAUUCUGUUCUUGAAGUUUUCAAGAACCAUAGCUUCUCAAAAGACCAUAUUUUGAAACUAGUGAGGAAACACCCUUCAGUGCUUUUGUCGAAACCUCACAAAACACUUUUACCCAAGCUUGAAUUUUUCCAAUCUAAAGGUAUUUCAAGCCCCAAUGUCAUCAAAAUCGUAUCAUCCAACCCGAAGAUUUUUAGAUAUAGCUUAGAAAACCAGUUAGUCCCUGCUUUUGAUUUCUUUGAAAACUUUCUCCGAUCUGAUGCCAUGGCCAGCAAAGCAAUCAACAUUUCCCCUUAUAUUCUAUGCAGUAAUGUUGGAAAAAUGACACGUAUUGUUGAUGUUUUACGGGACAUUGGAGUCCCUAAAAAGAAUAUUGCUCUGCUAGUUCGUUACAAGCCUUCUAUUAUGAUUUCAAAUCUGGAGAGUUUUAAAAAGCUUAUACAGGAAGUCACUCUAAUGGGAUUUCAUCCUUCCAAGAGUCAAUUUGUUUUAGCAAUUACUGUUCUGAAGUCCAUGAGCACAUCCACAUGGGAAAAAAAGCUUGAUGUGCGUAGGAGAUGGGGUUUGUCUGAAGAAGAAAUUCUUGCAGCAUUUGUGAAGAAUCCAUGCUUUAUGGCCUUAUCUGAAGAGAAGAUCAUGGGAGUGAUGGAUCUUUUUGUCAACAAAUUGGGUUGGGAGUCUUCCUUUCUUGCCAAAAAUCCAACAAUUUCAUCAUAUAGCUUGGAGAAAAGGCUUUUCCCAAGGGCUUUGGUAUUUGAAUUUUUAGUUUCUAAAGGUUUGAUUGAGAAGAGUUUCAGAAAUGCUGCAUUCUUCUAUGCCCCAGAAAAUCAGUUCCAGCAGAGGUUCAUAGAUCAGCAUGCUGAAUCUACCCAGAUAUUAAAAUUUUACAAGGAAAAACUGAAUCUUUCAUCGGUGGUAAAGUCUUCUACAUUUUAA